Molecule: messenger RNA, 564 nt
Organism: Cylicostephanus goldi
Lineage: Eukaryota; Metazoa; Nematoda; Chromadorea; Rhabditida; Strongylidae
Source: the annotation of a GenBank genome assembly
UUGCAGAAGAAAAAACCUUGGGAGAAGAACAAACCCCAGAAGAAAAAAGGUGGUGCUAAAAAGAAGAAUCAGAAGCAACCUUUUAAGAAGGUUGUCACCGCCCAAAGCAAUGCUCAUCCUCCAUCUGUCGAAAUUGAAAACAAAAAGAAAAGCAGAAACGAAGAAGACGAAGAUGAUGAAGACGACGAUAAUUCGUCGCUAUCAUCAUCAGAGCUGCCUCCGCAAUUAAUCGAGGAGGAAAGCGACUACGAAGAUGACUGGGCAGAGGGCAGCUCCAAAAAAGUCAUUUUCGAUGCGAAAUCGCACAAAACACACAUGGUACAUUGCCCUUACUUUCCUCCAGAGAAGUAUGAGUGGUGGUGGUUGGUACUGACCAUGCUCGACAAAAAACAGCGUCGACUAGUUUGCCCAACGAUCUCUUGUAAGACACUUGUCGAUGAACAAACUGUUGAGAUGCGAUUUUCGGCCCCACCAACUAAAGGAGUAUACCACUUUCAGCUGGCGGUGCGGUCAGAUUCGUAUAUGGAUUGCGAUUACAAUAAGGAUAUCAGGGUAAGUUUUUAG